Molecule: messenger RNA, 799 nt
Organism: Dermacentor silvarum
Lineage: Eukaryota; Metazoa; Arthropoda; Arachnida; Ixodida; Ixodidae
Gene: CCAP
Exons: 5
Coding region: 195-560 (121 amino acids)
Source: RefSeq, a predicted model, not a curated record
CUCCCUCGCGAAGGGAAGCCGCGCACUUCGAACGAGUCCCGACCGAGCGGUCACUCCCGAAGACGUCCACGCUGCGCUCGCCGGCCUUUCGAUCACGCGAAUUCGCGAGCUCCGGGGGCACCAGCCAGAAGGCAGCGCCGCACAAGAACAGCGCGGAGGACUUGUCUUGAGGAUCUAAGUGCGCAAGGCCGAUCAUGUCUGCAACUGGGCUGCUCCUCUUCGGCGUCCUCGUCUUUUCAGUCUGCCUGACUACAGCACAAGAAAAGCCGGACGACGUGAGCGAAGAGCGCUUCGCGCCGGAGCAGAAACGGCCCUUCUGCAACGCCUUCACUGGUUGCGGAGGAAAGAGGUCCCAGUACAGGACGCACAACCUGAUAUCCCUGCUGCGGCAGAGGAUACUGGCUGAAGCGACUAGGAGUCACCAACGCCACCGGAGCCACUUUCCAGAGGACGCAGGCAGCCGCAGUGCUUUUGAUGCUGGCGAUCUCCGGAGCGGUGCCAUAUUGGUGAAUCUACCCAGCCUGCUGCGGAAGCGGAGGUUCUCCAUGAAUGGCCCAUAGCUCAAAGUGGGCCACGCUCAUCACCUUCCGAGCAUCAUUACCGCAGGUGCUUGCCGACAUCGUGACACUUUGCCACGGAUGGUGCCAGCUGCCCUUGGUCAUGCCUUUGAGCAAUGCCUGCAACUUCCAUGCUCUCCAGCCAAUGCAGCCAUGCAUCUAGACAGGGCUCUUACAGGCCUGCUACUGCCCACACCUCUUUUGCAACCCUGGCUAAAUGCACUCCAAUAAACACUUCCCUC